This is a messenger RNA of Prunus avium (sweet cherry), 1319 nucleotides long. Its product is annotated as heterodimeric geranylgeranyl pyrophosphate synthase small subunit 2, chloroplastic. Gene Ontology annotation, molecular function: prenyltransferase activity. The record is from RefSeq and is a predicted model, not a curated record. Lineage: Eukaryota; Viridiplantae; Streptophyta; Magnoliopsida; Rosales; Rosaceae. Gene Ontology annotation, biological process: isoprenoid biosynthetic process.
UGUGAUGUAAAGCUCCAAACCGAAAGUAUUGAUCGACUGGUCACAACAACCCAUAUAUUCAUUUGAUUAUAUGUUUUGUCUUUUCAUUUUCAGUACUGUAAGUCGGCAUACGACAUGCAGCUCAGGUAAUUCUGGAGACAAAGGGGGCCACACGACCCAACUUACUGGCAGCAAAGAUAACCAUGAACGAAGCAGACGGCAAUAAUUGUACCUCUGAGACUCAGACUCUCCUAUAUAAUUGUAUCUAACCUCUUCACCUUCCUCUCUCAAUAAGCCCCUCACGCCUCCUCCUAGCUAUGGCAGCUGUCCUUUGCAUUAGCAGCAACCCAAACCCACUGGCUAAUAAAAUGCCAAGAUCAAAUCCUAGCCGUCCAUCUAGGACCACGAUGGCCAUAAUGUCGCAAGAUCAACCUUAUUGGACCUCCGUGCAUGCCGAGAUAGAGGUCCAUCUCAAGCAGCAGAUCCUUGUCAGGCCUCCACUCUCAGUGUUUGAGCCCAUGCACCAUUUCGUGUUUUCUGCCCCGCCCAGCCCUGCGCCGGCCUUGUGCCUGGCUGCGUGUGAGCUCGUAGGCGGCCACCGCGACCAAGCCAUUGCCGCGGCAGCUGCCUUGCACCUCAUGCAUGCCGCAGCUGUUAUGCAUGAGCAACUUCCAUCAACCGAUAGGCCCAAGACCAAGCCCAAACCCGGGCCCAUGGCUUACAGUCCAGGGAUAGAGCUUCUCACUGGAGAUGGAAUAUUUGCAUUUGGGUAUGAGUUAUUGGCUAAGUCAAUGGAUCCGGCCCAAAACAAUUCGGACCGGGUUUUACGCGUUAUCGUUGAAAUGACACGUGCCAUGGGGUCACAGGGCAUGGUGGAUGGGCAAUACCAUGAGAUACUGAUGCUGUGCAAACAGUCAAGGUACUACAACUACGUGUGUGAAAAAAAGGAAGGUGGGUUCCAUGCAUGUGGGGCCGCCUGUGGGGCCAUAUUAGGAGGUGCAAGUGAGGAGGAAAUAGAGAGAUUGAGAAGAUAUGGUCUGUGUGUGGGAGUGAUGAGAGCGUUUUCAAAUAGAGUUGAAGAAGGAAAUGAGAUGGAAACAAAGGAAGUGGUGAAGGAGCUCGGAAGUUUGGCACUCAAGGAACUAGAAUUUUUCCAUGAAGGAAAGGCUGAGGCAAUUUCUAGCUUCCUUCAUGUCUUGGGCCUUUGACGUUGCAAAUCGAUAUAUGAAAAUGCGAGAUUAUACGUGUAUACGAUUGAUUGAUUGAUUGAUGUAGAAUUUAUAGUAAAUUCGUAGUGCAUGUAUGCGUGGAGUGGCGGAGCCAAUAUGAGGUAAUUUGAC